Messenger RNA from Purpureocillium takamizusanense, 1971 nucleotides. RefSeq lists its product as uncharacterized. The transcript is spliced from 3 exons. Lineage: Eukaryota; Fungi; Ascomycota; Sordariomycetes; Hypocreales; Ophiocordycipitaceae. Bases 1 to 1971 code for a protein of 656 amino acids. The record is from RefSeq and is a predicted model, not a curated record.
AUGAUGGCCGCCGCGCAGAUGCCUAGACCACCUUACCCUCCCAUGUCCUAUCAUACGCCGCAGUCCAACUCGCCCGCGUCGGUCGCCUCACCCUCUCAGCAUGACCAGCAUCGCAGCAUAUACGGGCAGCCCCCGUCCCAGCACCUCCAGCAGUCCAUGUAUUACCAACCGCAACCGCACUACCAGUCGAUGCCGCCUCACCCUGCCGCCUCGCCCUAUGCCCAGCACGCGCAUCACCCGCAGCAGUCGAUGACCUCGCAGCCCAAUAUGAUGAUGUCGCACCCAGCACCUCAGAACCAGAUGACGCAGCACGCGGCGCAACACGCUCAGGCGGGCAUGACGGGUAGUCCGCGGCCCAAGAUUGAGUCCCAGGUUCCCGUGCAGCUCCAGAAGCAGGCGCAGACGUCCCCGAUGCCGCAACCGCAACACCAGCAUCAGCAUCAGCACCAGCACCAGCAGAGCGCGCCGCAGCUGCAGAGCCCCGGCAAUCAAGCUGCUGGCGUGAAUCCCAACGCUGCCCCUGGGCCCAUCCCCGCCACGACUCCGCUCGUGGUGAGGCAGGACGGAAACGGCGUGCAGUGGAUCGCGUUCGAGUACUCGCGCGACCGUGUCAAGAUGGAAUACACGAUCCGGUGCGACGUCGAGUCGGUCAACACGGACGAGCUGUCCCCCGAGUUCAAACAGGAGAACUGCGUCUACCCCCGGGCCUGCUGCCCCAAGGACCAGUACCGCGGCAAUCGCCUCAUGUACGAGACGGACUGCAACCGGGUGGGCUGGGCGCUGGCGCAGCUCAACGCUCCGCUGCGCGGCAAGCGAGGCCUGAUCCAAAGGGCGGUGGACAGCUGGCGGAACAGCAACCAGGACCCCAGGCUUCGAAGCCGACGCGUUCGUCGCAUGGCCAAGAUGAACACGCGCAAGCAGGUCCCGGGAACCCCCACGCCACACCCCGGCGCGGCGCACAUGCCCGGCCCCGGCGGCCCGCCAGGGAUGUCGGCCGCGCCGCCCAUGGGACCUGGAGGUGGCCCCGCGAUGGGCAAGCCGGGGUUGAGCAGCAUGGGACAGCCAAUGCACCACCAUGCCGGGGCCCAUCCCGAUGGAAGCGCCCCCGGCGGAGGAGACGAAGUCGGCAACGGCAAUUCGUACGAGGAUCACCACCACCACCACCAGGGCCCGGCACAUCCAGGACAUGCGGGUGGCGGCGAUGACGUGAGACAGUCGCACGUCUUCACCGGGUACGGGGCCCACGGCUACCCUGGCGGCGCCCAGGGAGGACCCAUGUCUCACAUGGCUCCCCGGGCCGGCGGCGCGAUAUCAGCCCGAGCUCACAGCAGGACCACGGCCGACGAGCCCGAGGGGCUGUUCCCCGACAUUCCUGAGGCCAAGAAGCGCAAGUUCAUCCUCGUCGAGGACAACGUGCGCGGCUCGCGGCUCCGCGUGCGGGUGACGCUGGACGGCGUCGACACCAACGAGAUCCCCGAUAGCUUCCGCAAGGGCGCUAGCCUGUAUCCCCGCAGUUACUUUCCCCGCGAGAUGCAGAGCCCUCCGCCGAGCGCGACGGGCUCGCGCUUCUUUGUGGAUGACAUGGACGAUGACGGGACGCAGGAGACGGAGGGCCGUGAGGCCGGCCGCGGCCGCGGCACCAAGUCGAUGGGCGAAACGGUUCGGGUCACCAUGGCUGAGGGAGAUGACGGCGAGGCGACGGUCCCGAGAAUGAGAAAGUCGAUCCGCGGCAGGGAGGUCAAGCUCAACGACCUGGCGUACCGAAUGGCGUGGCUGCAGAGCCGCGUGUUUGCCGGGAGGACCGUCUUCCUCCAGCGCGCCAUGGACUGCUAUCGCAACAAGACGCGCGCUGCCAUUGAGGCGACCAUGCAGGACGUUGCAGCCGUCGCUCCCCACUACGAGACCCGGACGGGCAAGAAGCGAUGGACCGACCGGAGUAAGCGAGGCGAGCAAGAUGAGGUGGAGGAUUAG